CUUGCAUGCAGGAAUCAACCAGAACCGGAUGAGGUCAACAGCACCGACCGGAUGAGGUCAACAGCACCGAAACAUCGAUAACACAGAGCAUCGUUGGAAAGGGAAUGGUUUCUUUCAUUCCAUCCUUCAUCUCACAAAACCAAAAAGCAGAACUUUCAAAAAGCAAAACACAAAAUAAGACAUUCCAAUAUGAACUUCUCCAAAAUUGCUGUCACCGCCCUCAGCUUCAACUAUUCACCUUGGUUUGUCCAAGGAGAAGAAAUAAAGCAUAAGGUAGGACCGUGGGAGCUCCAUCCAAUCGGUAACGAUGUCGAAGGCACCAGAUUUGGUACGGUUAGAGCCGAUACGGAUGCAGUCACGAUUAAACUCCACGUUGAAGGAAGCUUUGAUGAUCAACCAACAAUUGAGGUGUUUUCAGGAGUCGCAGACGGCGAGGCAUGCGCCACAGGUACCAUGAUUACUACGGAAGGCAUUGACACUCUGUUCAGUACUGUUUCCGAGAGUCCAUUGAACGAAUUGCGGGUUACAAGUGAUGGGGCGAUAGGUACGUUAAGCCAGUAGCGACAACGAUAUGUGGAUGCCAAAAAAAGUAAUCCUCAUCAUACUCUACCUUUUUUCUUCCAUCUUACUGUUGUUCUUAGGUCUUGUCAUCAUCGGAAUGUCCCUACACAAUGAUUCAUUCUGGACAGCAAUAAAUGAGGACAACACGGAUGUUGGUACUUUCAACGCAUGUGUUCGGGUUACCAAGAAGCACGAUGGCAAUUAUGUCUCCUUUGUUGAUACAUCAAUUAAGGUAAACAUCAAUGCAGAAGGGAAGUUCCAGACGUUUGAGAAUGCCAUUACGGUUGUGGGCACCAGCAUGAAAUCAUUGGAACAGAAUCAAACAAAGGAAAUCGUUAUGGACUCCUAUCUGUGUGGACCCUCUGAUUCAGGAAACCCAGAACGCUCCUACAAGAUUGGCCAGAGCUUCUCCAUCUGCGUUGGUCCUACUGAGGCAGAGAAGAAUAACUAUGACUAUGUUGCUGUGGUUGGGUUCGAAGAUGUUACAUGUGCCAAGACAAUCAAGGUGGUGGAAGACGGAGAUAAGACGGCACUGACAACCGUCACCACUAAUCCUGAAGGUUACAAGAAGGCUGGUGAAGGCACUGUUGGAACGGGCUUUUCGUCUUUUGAAACUGUAGUGACUCCAGAGUAUUAUACUGGAGUUAUUGCACCCAAUGAAGCUUCGGUCACGUGCUCAGGCACGGUGGAGCUGAGCUUCACCGACCCAAACCCCCCAGCCCCAAAGUUUACGCAGGUGGGAUGCCAAAACUACGUCCUUUAUGAUAGAAUUAAUUACGACAUGGAAGCUGAUGGGGCCGAAUCUGAUGUGCAAGCGUGCAAUGAUCACUGCCAUACCCGUGGUUAUCCGUACUUCAUACUCAUUUGCCCCUUCACAAAUGAAAAUGGGGAAAAAAAAAUUGACUGCGCCUGCCACAGUUUCUUCUUACCCCACCUUGACUGUGAUACGCGUGGUGUUGAAAAGACUGGCCAAUGUGACCCGUCUCUAGUCAGCAGUGACUAUAAGUUUGGAGUCGGCCCUCCCGUAACUAUCGACGACACAUACCAGGCGAUACAAUCCCCAGUCUACCAAGUGGUGCCAAACUCCCCAAGCACAAAGUAUGAGAAGGCGGGAUGCAUUGAUCAUGGUUUUCCGUAUAAUCCUACUGAUAAAGCUACAUUUCCCCUGACAAAUGCUGGGAGCGAAUCUGAUGCGACGAAAUGCAAUGAUCAUUGCGCGAAUCUUAAUAAACAAUAUUUUGUUUUGGAUUGCCCUAAUGGAAGUGAUGAUGAACGCAUCUACACCUGUUCAUGCGCAGAUGCGACAACUUCAUCUUUAACAGACGGUAUAUGCCCUGGUGAAAGCCCAACUGAGGGCUACUCCAAAAGCGGCAGCUUUGAGCCCAACUGUAAAGCAGAUUAUAUCAGUAACAGUGAGUACGGUUUUGGUUUCCUCCGCAUUCAUCCCACUAAAUACAAUAUCAUGGCGAGUCCGGCCUACCAAGUGGUGGCGCCCGGAGAGCGCCGAUUGACCGCCAGCUUCUCAACCAACAGUGGCGAUCUCUUGCAGCGCCACCUCCAAGAAAGCGGCAACCAGGAGGACACCCGUGGCUCCUUUGGCACCGAGGUUCUUCUCUCGCGAGAGGACAACGCUGUCUUUGGCAAUCUUGCGGCACCUGCAGCAGACACCGGCGCCGUGCCAAGCACCGCAAUGGCAAGCGCUGCCGGCGCCCUUGUUGUUGCCGCUGCUGCUGCCCUGGCCUGAGACGGACGAGGACCAUUUGUAAAAAUCGGACAAGGACAAGCUUGAAGACACACCAGUACUUGUCCCCCAAAAAGAUAUUUCAUGUUCAGGGGCCAAAAGAUACAUCGGCUGCCGCCGGCCCGCCCGUUGAGGCGUAAAACAAAACCAAAGAAAAAACAAAAAAUGCUAUCCAGYCGCCCCCUGUGGCGUUAAACAAAACAAAAGAAACAAC
Pseudo-nitzschia multistriata is the source of this 2516-nucleotide messenger RNA. The record is from the annotation of a GenBank genome assembly. NCBI's taxonomy places the organism in Eukaryota, Bacillariophyta, Bacillariophyceae, Bacillariales, Bacillariaceae.